This is a messenger RNA of Pseudogymnoascus verrucosus, 1245 nucleotides long. RefSeq lists its product as uncharacterized. NCBI's taxonomy places the organism in Eukaryota, Fungi, Ascomycota, Leotiomycetes, Thelebolales, Thelebolaceae. The coding region runs from base 95 to 1075 and encodes 326 amino acids. The transcript has 2 exons. The record is from RefSeq and is a predicted model, not a curated record.
AACGGCGCCAAGAGAUCUAAUCGACCACCCUGAUAAAAUUCAAUCUCAGCCUCGCCAUUCACCGUCGCAACUACCAAAUUUACAAAUUUAAAAGAUGCCGACGAAACACAAGCGCAGUAAAGCUGAGGAUGACGGUCUAACCGCCGAUCUCCCUCCAUCCGAAGUCGCAAAACCACUCGCAGUUGCCAGAGGCGCAAAAUCGAAUGGCAUAUUCAGCUCGGAUAGCGCACCGGCGCGGAAGCCAAACAAGAGGAAGCGCAGAGAUGAUGCGGAUGAUACUCCGAGGGCAUUUGCGCGCCUGAUGAUGUUUCAGCAGGGCAAGAAGCUCCCUUCAGGCCUUGACGAUGGCAUAAAGCCGACGAAAAAGCAAAAGCAGGCUGCGGCGGCAGCAGAGAAGGGGAAUAAGCCGCAGGCACCCAAGGUCGAUCCUGAACAGGUUGAGAUACCAAGGAUUAAGCCGGGAGAGAAGAUGUCAGAAUUCUCCGCUAGGGUGGACGCCGCACUGCCGAUUUCUGGGUUGAUCAAUAAGACUGGGAAGGACGGCAAGGAUCCAUUAGGGUUGAAGGUGGGGCGAACCAAGACAGAGAAGAGAAUGCAUAGAAUGUAUGCGGAAUGGCGUGAACAGGAGCAAAAGAUACAGGAUAGACGGCAGGAGGCCAUGGAGUUGGCUGAGGAAGAGGAGCUGGACGACGAGGGAAGAGUGAAGUGGAAACUCGACCCUGAGGAUACUGUCCAGACUGGGAAGAAAAAGAAUGGAAAGGGAAAGAAGAAGAAGGCGAUUGGAGAGAUUGAUGAUGGAAACGACGACCCAUGGGCAAUAUUGAAGAAAACGAGGAAUGAAGGCCCGAACAGACUUAGCGAUGUUUACCAAGCGCCACCGACAUUUACAAAGAUACCCAAGGAGAAAUUCAAGGUCAGAGGGGCAAGAGUGGAGGUCGAGGAUGUGCCGAAAGCGUCAGGAAGUUUGAGGAGGAGAGAGGAGUUGGGUGAGGUGAGACAGAGCGUUGUUGAAGGGUACAGGCAAAUGAUGAAGGAAAACCGCGAGGCGGCGGCUCUGAGGAGUAAGAAGGACUGAGAGGCAGAUUCAAAAUAUAGAAAUUCAUGGGUCAGGACAAAUAUCAUUGCAGUUAUUCGAUCUCAAACUUAGGGGUUCCUGUAAUAUUUUCCUCGUAGAGUCUGUGCCGGUCCGAGAAUUAACUUCGAGUGCCACGAAAUUAUCCAGACGUCCCUAAUCGAGCAUGUAGG